Molecule: messenger RNA, 727 nt
Organism: Limanda limanda (common dab)
Lineage: Eukaryota; Metazoa; Chordata; Actinopteri; Pleuronectiformes; Pleuronectidae
Gene: eny2
Product: ENY2 transcription and export complex 2 subunit
Exons: 5
Coding region: 228-497 (89 amino acids)
Biological process (GO): poly(A)+ mRNA export from nucleus; positive regulation of DNA-templated transcription; regulation of transcription by RNA polymerase II
Cellular component (GO): SAGA complex; DUBm complex; nuclear pore
Molecular function (GO): transcription coactivator activity; chromatin binding
Source: RefSeq, a predicted model, not a curated record
GAACUCAGUCAGAUCAGCAGCAUAGAGCAGCUCUGCUGUCGGUGACGACACGUUGAGGUCAGGUCAUUCAGAAACUUUGCCUGCAACGUCAAUAAGUCGUGUGUAGUGACGUCAUGCGUUGCUUUGUCGUCAUCGGCACUUGACGUCAACUUCCGGUGAAGUUGUGUUUCGUGUACGACGCAGUGAGUGUGUGACGCGCGGGGCAACGCUGAGAAGUGUGACAGACGAUGAGGAGAUCUGUGAACCAGAAGCUGACGGAAAUGGGCGAACGAGAGAGAUUGAAGGAGUUACUGAGAGCUAAGCUCACUGAGUGUGGGUGGAAGGACCAGAUGAAGGCUCACUGCAAAGAAGUUAUCAAAGAGAAGGGCUUGGAGCAUGUCACUGUGGAGGACCUGAUGGUAGAGAUCACUCCUAAAGGAAGAGCCUUGGUGCCAGACAGCGUCAAGAAGGAGCUUCUCCAUAGAAUAAGAGCCUUUUUAGCUCAGCACGCCACAUAAUUCAGAUUUUUACCAUUUACCAUUUUAUUCAGACCACUUGCAUCUACAUUUAAUUAAUAGAUUUUUCUAUUUUUUCUAAAGUUUUUAGAACUUUCAGCAACAUUACAGUAUUAACACACACUUGGCUCUUUUGGAGUGUGUGUUUUCUCUGGCUACAGUUAUCACAUGUUUGUAACUGCACAUUCAGAUUACCUUUUUUCUGUGCGAAAUAAAGUUUUUGAUUUGUUGGA